Messenger RNA from Megalops cyprinoides (Indo-Pacific tarpon), 487 nucleotides. Its product is annotated as PCNA-associated factor-like. The coding region runs from base 41 to 394 and encodes 117 amino acids. Gene Ontology annotation, molecular function: chromatin binding. Lineage: Eukaryota; Metazoa; Chordata; Actinopteri; Elopiformes; Megalopidae. The record is from RefSeq and is a predicted model, not a curated record. Gene Ontology annotation, cellular component: nucleus. The transcript has 4 exons. Gene Ontology annotation, biological process: regulation of cell cycle; translesion synthesis.
GUGAAUUUUCAGAGGUAUUUAACAUUGGAAAAAGAAGAACAUGGUCAGGACGAAAGCAGAUAGCGUUCCUGGGACUUACAGAAAAGCCGUAGCUGCAUCAGCACCAAGGAAGUCACUUGGCGCGUCUAGUUCUGCAAACACGGCCGGUAGCUCUCAAUCAGGCACGCCUGCGAAAAAUAAGUAUGCUGGCGGAAACCCAGUGUGCCCUCGACCCACCCCAACCUGGCAGAAGGGCAUUGGGGAUUUCUUUGGGGGACCCAGCCGAAAACCUGAGAAGGAGAACCAGCUUCCUUUGUCAGAUGAGGAGGAGGCGGGUGGCAGUGGGGUGUCCAAAGCACCCAGGAAGUCUCAGCCUUUGCCAGAUGAAGAUGACGAUGAUGCAGAAGAUGAAUGAAUUUGGAUUUGUAAUCUUGGAUGAAAUGAAAAGCCAUGGUAAUUGGUACUCAAAAGGGAUAGUGUUAUUGUACAACUUUGUAUAUAAUUUAUA